AUGAUCAUUUCUCAUUCCUUUGAGGCCAAGCGCCGUCGCCGUAUCUCUAGUCCCGUGGCCGGUCGUCUCGAGCUCGUGUCUGGCUUCGGAGCGCGUAGCCUCCAAUCGUUAUGGGCAUGUGCGGGCCCAAACAUCCCACGACCUUCGGAGGACGGCCGCCACGGAGGGCGAGUCCAAAAGAGUAAAAGAGCCAUGGACCGUCCCGAGAGAAUUUUCCACAUCCCCACAAAUACGAACAGCAGCACACCAGAGGUUCACCCUCCAAGUGCUACGCAUAACACCCAGCCUAUGCAUCCAUCAAAACACCAGAACAGUGACGAUGUGAUCGUCGCCGCAGUGCUCUCUGCCAUCAUGGCGCAGGGCCUGGACAAGGACCUGAAAGAGGGCGACAGCCUUCGUUGCCACCUUCAACCGGGCCGCAACAGAAGCAUCUCGGUACCAGGCAGGAGACAGUCGACAGAGUCUCUUUCGAUCCACCACCCCGAAGAUUCUCACCAAGACACAUCGCUGUCGCAGUCGGUCCCUCACGAGUCCAUGCUGGCUCACUUCUCCAUCAGGCCGGCAGCCCAUGACGACCACGGGCACGGGCACGGGCAGGGGCAGCACCAUCAAGACCAAAGCCAUGGCGGCACCAUGCCACAUAUGCCAUCAACUCAAUCGUCGUCUGGCGACUUCCAGUUGCUGGUCCAUCCUCGGCAGCGAUGA
This is a messenger RNA of Thyridium curvatum, 705 nucleotides long. RefSeq lists its product as uncharacterized. The record is from RefSeq and is a predicted model, not a curated record. The transcript is spliced from 3 exons. Bases 1 to 705 code for a protein of 234 amino acids. Lineage: Eukaryota; Fungi; Ascomycota; Sordariomycetes; Thyridiales; Thyridiaceae.